AUGAUGGCGCACUUCCUUGGAGGCAAUAGCAAGACGGUGCUCGUUGCGACGGUCUCGGCAGGCGUGCCGAAGGCCGGGGAGACGCUUUCCACGCUCAAGCCAAAUACCAAGCGCAAGUACAUUCAUGACAAGCUGGCCGUCCGAUGGGGACGGCACGGAACGGUGGCGAAGGAGAAGAAGCAGGGGGUGGUCACGGCGACGGUGGCCGGAGCCGGCGGCGGUGGCGGUAGGGAUGGCACCGACAGUAGCAGGAACCAGGGUCUGGAAAACCCCGCCGUCGCUGCUGCUGCUGCUGCAAGCGGAGAAACGGCUAGCGGCACGGCCGCGGCUUCGGAGCUGAACGCAGCGGCGGCAGGGUAG
Messenger RNA from Ectocarpus siliculosus, 360 nucleotides. The record is from the annotation of a GenBank genome assembly. Lineage: Eukaryota; Phaeophyceae; Ectocarpales; Ectocarpaceae.